GUGAGCGCUCCCUCCGUGGUGCGUUUUAAAGUGAUGAUGAGCUCCCCGCGGAGCGCACAGCCACCCCUCACCGCGGGAGAAGACAGGAAACGUAAGCCUCGCAUCCAGAGAGGGGCUGCAGAAGGAGGCAGAUCGGAUUGAGAAACUUCCAGGACAUUUUCCAGGGAACGUGAGUUAUUUAGGCUUUCGUGUUUUUCUUUUAAAUUUGGGUGCUUAGCAGUUUCAGAUUAUCAAAGAAAAUUUUUUUUUACUUCAGACAAGAUAACUAACAUAAGUACAAAAUGUAAUUUUUCAACUUUUUAACUCGUUUUUCCUAAACAAUCGUCACAUGCUGUUGGCGUUUCUGUCCAGUAGAGGGCAGAGCAGACACACAGCAGACAUACGGAAACUCAUGCAAAAUGAAGGAAAGUCAGUUUUACACAAACUAAACCAACACCAUCAAGUUGUGUUAAGACCAUUUUAGGAGUUUUGGUCAAUUCUAAGUUCGAUUUCAAAGCAAAAUAGUGGCUAUAAUCAGGGGGUGAUCACUUUCCAAUAAUAUCAACCUGUAAUAGUAUUAAAGGACAAUUUUUGUAAUAAGGGAGGAGGCCUGGAAAUAGUUUAUCUAUAUUUUCUGAGACGAGUGGUUCACGUUUAUCUCCCAGUCCUAGACAUGUUGCAUCGUUUCUGCUGCUAUUCGCCACAUUAUCAUGAUGAGAAAAAUACUGACGUUUAUCGCGUAUAAUUGUCAAAAUAACAAUAACAUAUAGUUACAAGUCUUAAACUUCUUUUGAAUCUCCUACAGCCAAGACUUUAAAACUACUUUCACCCCUGACCUCGGCAGCUUUUGAGUUUAUUUUACAAAGAAAAGAGAUGAUCGAAGUUUUCAAAGAAAUGCCUAUAAAUAAACCCAUGUACGUCCAGAAUUAUUAUUUCAUCACAAGUUGCCAAAUAACCAUAAGUGUGCCGAGAUGCGUCUGAGCACGUCAUAAAGGCUGCGGUUCCCCUCCAAUCUGAUGGGGGGAAGAUCUUCAGACGCAACUCUAACAAAAGUCGAGAAGAGAACCAGGAACAGCGGAUCUGGACGCUCUCAGCCAUGGGUCACUUAUUACCCUAUUUAGUCCAUCUGUUUCUCUUUGCGUCAAACGUUUACGGCUCCAACAUAUGCACAUCUCGUGGAGUCACCACUUGUCAAGAAUGUCUUGUUGUUCAUCCUAGCUGUGCAUGGUGCUCUGAUGAGGUGUUUGGGAUUGGAAGAUCCAGUUUAUCUCGCUGUGACCUCAAAGAAAACCUUGUUAAAGAAGGGUGCAGCGCUGCAGCUAUAGAGUUUCCCACCAGCACCUUGGACAUUCAACAGAACAAUCCUCUCAGUGACAAGGCUUCGUCUACAGCUGUUGUAACUCAAAUCAGGCCUCAGAAACUCCGCCUGGCAUUAAGGAUUGGUGACACCAAGCGGUUCACAGUGGCUGUGAAACAGGUGGAGGAUUACCCCGUGGACCUCUACUACUUGAUGGAUCUCUCAUAUUCAAUGAAAGAUGAUCUUUUAAAAUUGCAAACCCUGGGCAACAAGCUUGCUGAAACAAUGGGCAAAACUACCAGUAAACUGCACAUGGGAUUUGGUGCAUUUGUGGACAAGACCACUUACCCUUACAUGAUUACCUACCCUAAGGAGGCAAUUAAAAAUCCUUGCAUUGGAAUUAACGACCAAUGCCAGGCUCAGUUUAGUUUCAAGAACGUGUUGUCGCUGACAGAGAAGGUGUCUCGCUUCACUGAGGAGGUCCAGAAACAGAAGGUGUCCAGAAAUAGGGAUGGUCCAGAGGGGGGAUUUGAGGCUAUCAUGCAAGCAAUGGUGUGCAAGGACAAGAUCGGAUGGCGUCCAGAUGCCUCACAUCUUCUGGUGUUGACCACCGACGCCAAAUCUCACCUGGCCCUGGACGGACGCAUAGCUGGCAUCGUUCAGCCCAACGAUGGAGAGUGUCACCUCGACGACAACAAUUAUUUCAACGAAUCCACUGUGCUGGACUAUCCUUCCUUGGGCCUAAUAACAGAUAAGUUGUCUGAAAACAACAUCAAUUUAAUUUUUGCUGUGACCAGUAAUGUCGUACCUCUUUACCAGGAAUACAGUCAGCUGAUUCCUGGCACAACUGUGGGAACGCUAUCUGUUGACUCUGGGAAUGUCAUUCAGCUGAUUACAGAUGCCUAUGAGAAAAUUCGCUCUAAAGUGGCGCUGGAGGUUUUGGGAGUCCCAGAGGAGUUGGAUCUCUCGUUUAGUGCUUCUUGCCUCAAUGGAGAGGUGAUUCGUGGACUCAGCUCCUGCUCUGGUUUGAAGAUCGGGGACACAGUGUCUUUCACUGUGGAUGCUCAGCUCCGCAGCUGCCCCAAAGAGAAGAGCCGCACUUUUACCAUCAAACCUCUGGGCUUCAAGGAUUCGCUGGAGGUGACAGUAGACUUUGCUUGUAGCUGUGACUGUGAGGCCAAGGCAGUACCCAACAGUCCAGUGUGCAGCAAUGGCAACGGGACUUAUGAGUGUGGAGUUUGCCAGUGUCACCAGGGCCGACUGGGUUCGCUCUGCGAGUGUUCGCAGGAGGAAUAUCAUCCGGCCGACGAUGCCAACUGCCUCCCAAAUUCUAACAGCUCGAUAUGCAAUGGGAGAGGAGACUGCUUAUGUGGACAGUGCUCCUGCCACUCAGAUGGGUCUGGUCAGAUCUGGGGAAAGUACUGCGAAUGUGACGAUUUCAACUGUUUGCACUUCAAAGGAGCUCUUUGCUCUGAUCACGGGAAGUGCAACUGUGGGUUCUGCCAGUGCGACGCUGGCUGGAAAGGAGACAACUGUAACUGCACCACCCGCACAGACACCUGCGUGUCCAGCUCAGGGCUGCUGUGCAGCGGCCGGGGUAACUGCGAGUGCGGGGUUUGUCAGUGCACUCAACCCGGCGCCUUCGGAGACACGUGUGACAGGUGCCCCACCUGCCCUGACGCCUGCACGAUAAAGAAGCAGUGUGUUGAGUGUCAGCAUUUCAAAAGAGGACAAUACAUCAGUGACAACAGCUGCAACAGAAUCUGCAAAAAUGAAAUUCAAAUUGUGGACCAGCUGAGUCAGAAAAUGGAUGGGAAUGUGGAAUUCCAACAACACACUGCGGUGAACUGCUCCUACAAAGACGAGAACGACUGCAUCGUGCGCUUCCAGUAUUAUGAAGACAAAACUGGCAAAUCUAUCCUGUAUGUGGUGAAAGAGCCAGAGUGUCCCGAGGGUCCUGACAUCCUAGUGGUGCUCUUGGCGGUGGCCGGGGCCAUUCUGCUCUUGGGUCUUGUUGGUUUGCUCAUCUGGAAGCUGCUGGUUACCAUCCAUGAUCGCAAAGAGUAUGCCAAGUUUGAGGAGGAGAGAUCCAAAGCCAAAUGGGAUACGGGUAACAAUCCUUUGUACAAAGGAGCCACUUCCACUUUUACCAAUAUAGCGUACAGAGGAAACUAAGGUCCGGAUCCGGCGAGGAAAUAAUUCAGGGGUUGACGACGUUGAUGGAAUGGGAGGAAGAUCUUUUACACUGUCAUUAGACCGGCUACUGAUGUGUUGCUGUCAACAGUUCAACGUGAUGAUUCUUCACAAUGUAAAACAUUACAAACUAUUAAUAUGAGUCACAAGCUGUUUGCUCUAAGGCUUUUUGGUUUUUAGAAGGGUAAGUUUUCUGCAUAUUUUAUAAGGACUAUGUUAAACUCAAGCUUUCAAGUUGCACUUAAGUGAACUGCUGUUUAAAUUUUCCAACAUGUGUGUUUAUUUUUAGGAAGGUGUUUUCAUCUCUACUGUAGUUUUUAGGAGUUUUUUUGUACUUCUGUUGUGAAAAUUGUUGUUGGGCAAAUUGAAUGUAAAACUGCGAUGUUUAAUUAUUAAACCUCGUUUCUGUUGCAUUUAUGUAUUUGGCUUACACUGAUGCCUGGGGUAUGGAUUGUAUUAUAAAUAUAAACCAGUGGUGGUGCAUCAUUCAUGCAUGAACAGCUUUUUUUUUUUCUUUUUUUUUUUUAUUAUGUUUUGCGUUUGCACAAAUGCGUUGCUCAGCGCAUUUUAAAUUUAUAUUAUAUUUAGUAUUUGGGCGUUUUACAUUUUUUAAAGUUUAUAUUUAAAGAGCCUUUGGGUAAUUUAAAUGGGACGUAAUGCUACAAUCUCUGGUGCAUUUUGGUUUCAUGUCUGUCCUUUGCACAAUUGAAACUGCUUUCUCACUGAUGCUUUUUCACUGAUGUUUGACAAGAGUUUUUGUUACAUUUAGGAAACUUGUAGCAUUUUGUGACUCAUAAGAUGUUCUUUCUAAAAUGUCAGAGAGAUUUUUUAAGGAUCAAACACUAGAUGAUCUUUAAGACUCAUAUUUGUCAUCCACAGCGUCUUAGAAAAGAAAUAGUCAGAUUCUGUUUGUUUACUUAGUACCAAUAAAUGCUUUUGGGGAAUUCUGAAAA
Molecule: messenger RNA, 4422 nt
Organism: Poecilia latipinna (sailfin molly)
Lineage: Eukaryota; Metazoa; Chordata; Actinopteri; Cyprinodontiformes; Poeciliidae
Product: integrin beta-3-like
Exons: 17
Coding region: 1076-3451 (791 amino acids)
Biological process (GO): cell migration; cell adhesion mediated by integrin; integrin-mediated signaling pathway
Cellular component (GO): integrin complex; cell surface; synapse
Molecular function (GO): integrin binding; fibrinogen binding; fibronectin binding
Source: RefSeq, a predicted model, not a curated record